Messenger RNA from Durusdinium trenchii, 1770 nucleotides. The record is from the annotation of a GenBank genome assembly. NCBI's taxonomy places the organism in Eukaryota, Dinophyceae, Suessiales, Symbiodiniaceae.
GGUGUUUGUUCUUUUUGACCUUGGGCUCCCCAUGUUUCCAUCUUCACCGGACCGCCCUACCUAUGGCGAGCCACUGGGCGGUGCCCGACCGUGCCCGGGUCCCUGGCGCCCGGGUCCGGCGCGCCCGGGUGCGGCGCGCCCGGUGUUUGGCACGCCGGUUGCUCCCAUCUACUACUCUGCUGGGGCGGUCGCUUACAUGCCACACCUGCCACCUGGGAUGAGUGUUCCAAAAGUUGCUGCUGUUCCUUCCAGGGUGGUCCGACACGGUCCCACCAGCGCCUUUUCUGCCGCAACGGCUGCAGCUGCGGGUGCCCGACCAGGUCCUGCCCGCGAAGAGACACAAACACCAGAGACACAGCCGAGCGAGACCUCAGAGGACACACGACAGAGCGAGACUUCAUCCCAAAGGCGUGUGGAAAGCCCGAACACCGAGAACACCGGUCCUUCCUCUCCAUCUCAGCUUGAAGAGCCGGCAGAACUGCGCCCCGUUCCGCAGAUGUUCUCCCUUUGCACGCGUCCCGCGCCUGCGGGCUCGAUGGCGGUUGGACCGGACCCUGAGCCAGCUGAAGAAGUGCCAGGCGCCGCGCCCGACACCAAAGCUGCACGUUUGCGCGACCAGUCGGCCCUGGCCAUUUUGUUUGAAGCCUUCGUGGCGGAGAAGGAUGACUCGCACCUGCAGCGCGGCAUUGAAGCAGACGUCACGAUGGUGGAGCUCAUGGCAGGAAAGGGCCCAGAAGACAAAGGGGAGGCGGAGUGGCCCGUGUGGACCGAUACCUGGAACGACGACGCCACGCGCGGUGGUGCUGUGGCCUUCAUUCCCAAAAGUGCUGGUGCUAACUCGCCAUGCAUAUUCUUCGUCCAUGGCGGUGGCUUCGAGUGGGGCGGCCCACGGGAGGAUGGCUAUGACUCCUUGUGCUCCAGACUGGCGAGUGGAUCAGGGCAGAUCGUGGUGUGCUGCGACCAUCCGCUUUCAGGGGAUCGGAGGCCCUACAAGGCACCCGAGAUCCUCGCUGCGCUGAUGAAAGGACUCCGCUGGGUGAGCCGUUUCGAUCCCGUCGCCCUCGAGCGGCGUACGGCACCGGCCUCGCUGCUACUGGCCGGCGAUUCGGCCGGCGCCAACCAGGCCUUGUCCUUGCUGCUGCAAAUCCUCUCGGACGAUUCGCUGGAGCGCGAGCUAAAUAUCAGGGGGCUUGCCUUGAUCUCUCCUUGGUUGGACCUCUCCUGCGGUAGCCACACCUAUGUGAGCAACGCCUUCGCCGCGGAGGCGCACACCGGCGACGUGGCGUUCCGGGCGCACGCGGACGAGAACCGCGCCGGCUUCAAGGGGAUGGGCUUGACCUAUACUGGCUCCGUGGAGUUUUUGAAGGAUGGACUCUACAGUCCCUACUGGUUGGCGCGCGGAGCCAACUCGGGGCUCUUGCAACGCCUGACCGAGGGCACCUCGAAGCCGCCUCCGAUGUGGAUCUGCACCGGUGCGGCGGAGACGUUGUGCGGGGAGACCUUGGAUUUCUGUCAGCAGCUCCAGGGGAAGGUGCCGAUGGACCUGUGGCUUCACGAAGGGAUGUUUCAUGACUGGGUGAUGUUUCGGAUCGAGGUUCCUUCCAGCGUUUCGGGUGGUACACCACGGAUCAUCCCUUUCCCAGCAAGGAUGCUGCGAUGCAAAAUCUGAUGGAUUUCUUGGAAGACGUCCGACAAGGAUCGUGGACACCUAAAGGAAUUCAAUAUCAUAUUGAUAGAUGGAAAUAGAUCUUGAAAUACAAAUCAUCACAA